Molecule: messenger RNA, 3116 nt
Organism: Drosophila virilis
Lineage: Eukaryota; Metazoa; Arthropoda; Insecta; Diptera; Drosophilidae
Product: E3 ubiquitin-protein ligase Godzilla-like
Source: RefSeq, a predicted model, not a curated record
AUAUGACAAUGGUCACACUGGACAGUCCGAGCCCUGCGCUGAGUUCUAGACCACAAAACAUCUUAAAUAAGCAAAGUUAAGAUCCUGUAAAAUGUGUAAUCAGCAAAAUUACAAUAAUUCCCGACCCAUUUGCUGAGUCUCACAAGUGGCGGUGCGUGUAUUGUGCCAUUAAAUCAUAAUUAACUGCAACGCAAUUGCAAUGGCGACGAGUACGAACAAAAACGAAUGAGAAUGAGCGAGUGUUAAAAAGAAGAAAAAACAGUGCAGCAAACACCAAAAAGUUGCCUUUGGCGAAUUAAAUAGAAAAAUACAAUAAUAAACAAUAAGAAACAAGCCACCAAAAAAACAAACGCCCAGGCACACAUACGCACAGAUGAGACAUGCGAAUAGUGCAAAUGAUAACAAUCAUAAGCAGCAGCAGCAGACGCAGCAACAUCAACAAAAUAAAGCAAUAGCAGCAAAACAACAGUUUAACAACUGCGCGCAACAGCAGCUUUUCUAGCUUGAGGUUGAUUAGUACUAAACAGCACCAGCAGCAGACGGUUAACACCAUCAUGGCUUGGAAGCAUUGUCUCAUACUGAAACUGGCAAUACUUGGUCUCUGCUUGAUAUGCCAUCAAGCCGUCGUCGAUGCUCAUGUGCUCGUUUACAGGCGCACCACCACACAGCUAAUUGAGGAAUUUAACGAUUUGCCCGCCACAUUUGGACCUCUCAUCGUGGGCAAUAAUCUUCGUGUGUUUGUGGUGCCACAUGAGACCAAUAAUGCGUAUGGUUGUGAUAAUCUAAAACCACCACCUCGCACCGGCUAUCCAAUUGGCGCCAAAUUCGUAGCGAUUGUGUCGCGCGGUGGCGAUUGCACAUUCGAGCGCAAAGUGCGCGUGGCUCAGAAUGCAACCUAUUACGCUGUGAUCAUCUACAACAAUGAAGGCGAUGAACUAGAACAAAUGACCGCCAACAAUGCAUCAGGGAUACACAUAGCCUCCGUUUUUGUGGGUCUUACGACCGGCAAGACAUUGUUAUCUUUCUUUACACCAGAGGUGGUGCUAAUCAUAAACGACGAGCUGCCCUUCAAUAUCAACACACAGCUGAUAUUGCCAUUUUCCAUACUGAUUGCAUUAUGUUUUCUUAUUAUGAUCGUCUACAUGAUAUACAAAUGCAUACGGGAACAGCGACGACUGCGUCGUUAUCGAUUGCCGAAAAGCAUGCUCAAAAAGAUUCCAGUGCUGCGCUAUACAAAAAACAAUACCACCAUCAAGUAUGAGACAUGCGUAAUCUGUCUUGAGGACUUUGUUGAGGACGACAAGCUCCGGGUGCUGCCAUGUUCGCAUCCUUAUCACAGCCACUGCAUCGAUCCCUGGCUAACUGAAAAUCGACGCGUCUGCCCCAUAUGCAAGCGGAAGGUUUUUACGAAAGGCGAAGCACGUGCGAGUCGGAAUCGACAGCCUUCUUUAGAUAGCGUCACUGACACAGAUGAUGAUACCACGCCGCUGUUGCAACAGCAGCCCCAAGCGACAACUGCAGCUGCUGAGGCAAGUGGCAGCAACAGCGCCAGCAUCAAUUCUGCAUCAUCAGCAACCGGUACCACUAGACAUGGCACAUUUCGACGUGGGGAUGCAGCGCAUACUCCCACCGCAGCGCAGGAAUAUCACAGCUCUGAUGACGAAAAUGCGCUUUUGGAUUCCGCUAUACCCCAGGCUAAUACAUCGGCAUCUGUACAACGACGUGUCAAUCCCUUUGAUCGGUCACCAAAUUUACCGGCUCAUUUGGUGGAUCAGCUAAGCCCUCCAAGGCGCUCACUUUGGUCGCGGUUAAACUUCAGCUUCCUAUUUCGUGAUGAGCCCAGAAGCAUCAGCGUGGCAGCACCGCCAUAUCUCGAUCAUCUUGAGUCUGGCACAAGUGAUGUUGUGAUCCGCGGUACUGUGGCGACCGCCGCGACUGAUGCUAUGUCCACGCCCACAUCGAACAACAUACUAAAUCCGAAUUUAAGCGGCUCCUUCAAGGAUGACGAUAUGCCACCGCAUCGUUCCAUUUAUGAACCGAUUGCAAUUAGUACCCCCGCCACAGAGCAAGAAACGCCAUCAGGUGCAGCCGCAGUGGCUGAUUCGGUGUUUCUACAGACGCCCACACAGGGCGGCAUAGGAGUUGCCGCGCUACCACAUAGCGCCGCAGAUCGCCAGUUUCUAAUAUGAGGUAGACGCGAAUAAGAGAGUUUAGUUUUCUAAGGCAUAGUUCACACCAAGCAGGCAAAAGUAGUAAAGUGUAGGUCGCUUGGACGCGGCGAAGCUGUGGCUGCCAGCUGCUUUGUUUUAAACAAUUAACAAAUGUUUACCCUUAAUAUAAAUAUGUAAUUGUAAUUGUAUUUGUAAUCAUCAUCGUCAUGCCGCGUCGAUCAUGCAUGAUUAUGAUUUGCACCCAAAAACAUAUUACAUUCAUACAUACUACAUACAAACAUAAAUAUGCGUAUGCAAAUUGUGAUUUAUUUUAUAUACCUUAUAUAUUAUUAACAUUAUUGGCUUGCGUAACUAAAGUCGAACCACACACAAAACAAAAAUGUAAAAUGUUUACCUGAUUCGGAUACAAUAUUCGAUUUUUUUUUGUUUUUUAUCCACUCAACACUCCGAAAGAAUAUUAAACUUUCAUACAAAUAAGUCAAAAAGGAAAAUUAAUCAAACAUGUGUAAUUAUACCAAUUGAUUGAACACUAGUUUUAAUAUGCAUGUAAAAUUUGUUUUCAAGUCAGAAACUCAAAGUUAUGAUCCACCACAUGUAAUCCAUUUAUUAUAUUUUGUAUGAUUGUUACUCUAUAAUUAUGCUCGAUUUAACUAAUUUUAAGUUUUGCUGUGUAAUAUAUUUAAAUUCUCCAAUUCGAUUUUUUAAUGUAAAAGGCAAUACGAAUAAUGAAACAAAAAAAAACGUUAAAAUUUUGUAGGGAUGACGGUUUUCAAAAUGCAUUAUCAAAAAUAAAAGUGCUAGCUUGUGAUUAUUUUCUCAAAGAUAAUUAAAUAAAAAAGAAGCAACUGCAACUGAUGAAAACUGAUCACAACUAUAAAUAUAAAUAUUGUAAGACGAAAUCAAUUAAACCUAAAGACAUAAUAAAUUGUGUGUUUCAAAGUGUAA